AGCAUUGCAACCUAAAACGAGACAACUAAAAAUGCCUUGGCUGUUUAUGUGGCACACCGCUUCAGAUGAAAUCAAGACACAUGAGAUUGCAGGCAGCAAAAAUCACCGAAAGAAGACAAAGGCUUUGGGCGUGGAAGCCAAAAAAUAUUUAAUGGGUCUUGUGCCGCCUGCUGAAUCAGCUGACAUGAAAUACUCCAGCUCAAGAGAUGUAAUGCUUUCUGCAAAAGAGGUGAUCCAGUGGUCCCAGUCCCUAGAAAAGCUUCUUGCAACCCAGCGUGGUCAAGAGGCAUUCAGAGAAUUUUUGAAAUCAGAAUUCAGUGAUGAAAACAUUGAGUUUUGGUUGGCAUGUGAAGACUACAGGAAAACACAGGCUGACUGUUUACAUGGCAAAGCAGAAAAGAUUUACCAAGAGUUUGUCAAGUCAGAUGCCAGAAAACAAAUCAACAUUGACUUUCCCAUAAGAAAAUCUGUAGCUAAGAAAGUUCAAGAUCCCACACCUUCAUGUUUUGAUGAGGCUCAGAGACUUAUAUAUGUAUUGAUGGAGAGAGACUCUUAUCCAAGAUUCCUUAAAUCUCAACAUUAUCAUAACCUUCUAAACAAGGUUCAAAGCAACCGGGUCAAGUGAAAACUGAGGAUCGGCUUUGAAGCUUCACGAGUUGCUGUGUUUCAGUACACUAAGUGGGACUGUUGGAACUAAGAUGGCAAGGAAAUGAUGGAACUCUUCAAACAAGAGAUGCAAUCUAUCAAGUUGAAGUGUCUGGAACACCCUUUAUAAGGAGAAAGGAGAAAGGAGAAAGAAGGCAAAGAGGCAAUGCUGCCUUGAAACUUGUCAGCUAAGGUUCACUUUAAACAGAUUUCUAAUAUUCUUUCAAGUGACACUUAUCAAAUGUUGUGAACAGAAAAGUUUUGAAAAGUUAAUUGCACAGCUAUCAAGACAAAUUUUAGGCUGUUUACACUGUGUGCAUUAUUCCCUUCUUAAGCAUUUGAUGUGGUAGAGCUAGAUGUAUGACCAGAUUCCCUUGAAAGGUAUUGCUUGUGAGGUGUAAGGAGUAUAAUGAAUGGAAAGCUGUGCUUUCACUUUAUGCUCCAUGGCUCAGGCAAAUUGAUGCAAAUCAUACUUGCAUAGACUCAAGAGACAAACAUGGGAAAUGUUAGGAAGUACAAUAUUGCUCAAGACAAUUGUUUCAUGGUCACUAAGGCAUAAAUUCCAAACGUUAAAAAAACUUGGAAAACAACCUGGCAUUCACAACAACCUUGAUUAAUAACACCCCCCCCCCAAUUACAAAACCAGGGAGUUUUUCAAACAUACAAGUUGUAAUAUACUAUAUUUAGCAGGCUGGGGCAAUUCCUUGGGAUGCUUUGUUAAAUCUAAUUCAUAUUGGCAAUACAUGACCAGCUCAAAAGCCUAUGGUUAAAAAAAGUGUCCCCUUAUUCAUUGUUUCAAAUGGGAAAAAAAAGUUCAUUAUCCCAAAAGAAGACUAGAAAGUGUACUGAUUUUAUAUGCUAUAAGUCAAUAAAUUAUUUCUCUCCUAGUGAUAUAUGUGCUAGCACAAUCUGGUGUGUGGAUUGUUGAUGAUGAUGAUAAACUAUUUCAAGUCUCCUACUCUUCCUUCUAUGGGUACUUUCUCUUUCGAAUAGAGUUGGACUUAUUAGCUCUUCCAAUAGUGGAUAUCUUCACAGUCAGAUCUGGUCUCUGUAAAAUCAGACACAUGGCCUCAUUCCCAAGAACUCUUCCACUAACUCCCUGCAAAGCUGAACUGUGAUUUAUUGGCUUGCUCUUCUAUUAGAUGGACUCUGAAUUCAAACAAUACUCGACUGAUAUAUUUCCAGACAGUCUUACUGUUUUUGUUGUUGUUGUUGUUGUUGUUUUGCAAUUGAUUAAUGGGCAACUAAUGGAAGUAUAUCCCAUCAGAACAUUGUCAUUCCUUUGGUUCAAAUUUAUUUAGUCUUAGCCAUUAAAACUGUGGGGAACGGAGGAAAAUAUAUCCAAAAUAGGCUUGUCCAGGUGCCACUCUGCUUGAAGGAGAGAUGACAGAUGGCCAGCCAUCCAGCAAAUGAGCUGAACUUGUCAUUCAACAGCUUUGAUUUUACAACUAGUGAAUGUAAACAAGUUUAUGGAAUGAAAAUUAACAAACUCUAGAUGCACAGACACAUAUACAAUCAUACACACUUGCUCACAGAACAUCAUAUAGCUGUGAAUGAUGUGAGAUUGUGGUUGAAGGUUUUGGAAUAAAGAUCAUAUGAUUUGGGGACAAUUACUUUCUUCCCCAAUUGCCUACAUUCAUCUUUCUACAUUGUUCUGAAGAGCAUCCUUGUAUUCCAGAAGAGAUGCGGAGGGAAGUUGCUACAAAGAGGAGAAAGAGGCAGAAUAUCUUUAUGUGUAUGGGCUGGUACAAACUGUCUUAAUUUAGCUCAGAUCCAAGCCAUUGUAUUUAGAUGUUGUAGCCCUUGCUUUUAAAAUAAUUAUUAUUAGCCCCAGUAUAUCCCAUUAAAUAUAUGCAGUAUGUAUUUUGAUAACCAUAAUUUAUGGAUUUGAGUGUAUUGUUUAUUUCUGUAAAUAUUGAUAGACUGGAACUUGAUUUUCUGGCAAUAUAAGUUAAUAUUUAAGUAAG
Molecule: messenger RNA, 2612 nt
Organism: Thamnophis elegans (Western terrestrial garter snake)
Lineage: Eukaryota; Metazoa; Chordata; Lepidosauria; Squamata; Natricidae
Gene: RGS1
Product: regulator of G protein signaling 1
Exons: 5
Coding region: 32-625 (197 amino acids)
Source: RefSeq, a predicted model, not a curated record